AUGACGAGGCUUCUCAAACGAGACACGCAGUCAAAGGUAGUGAUCUGGAAUCCGCCUAAAACCAAUUCUUUUUCUCGGCAGCGUGCCGGCGGCGGUCCACCUGUACGGCUAGUGGACAUGUCUCUGAACCCGAAUCAAAAGGCCUUGGAUGAGAGGUGUCGGCUCGGGAUGGCGACCGAAUUUCUUUUCCAAAAACCCAGCCAAGUAUACGGACGCUAUUUCCCGGUUCGAUU
Molecule: messenger RNA, 233 nt
Organism: Amoebophrya sp. A120
Lineage: Eukaryota; Dinophyceae; Syndiniales; Amoebophryaceae
Source: the annotation of a GenBank genome assembly